This is a messenger RNA of Hippopotamus amphibius kiboko, 3388 nucleotides long. RefSeq names its product zinc finger MYM-type protein 1-like. The record is from RefSeq and is a predicted model, not a curated record. NCBI's taxonomy places the organism in Eukaryota, Metazoa, Chordata, Mammalia, Artiodactyla, Hippopotamidae. Gene Ontology annotation, molecular function: zinc ion binding; protein dimerization activity.
CUUUGCAUCAGAUAAUAAGAUGAAAGAAUCACCAACAGAUGGUGAAUGUGACAAGGCAGUGGCACUACAACUGAAGAGGCUAGAUGAAAUUAAGGCAGAACCCGACAAUACUCAGGAGUAUUGUCAAGCCCAACAGCCCAAAACUCAGGAGAAUGACCUGAAAAUAAACAUUACAUUUUCAGACAGUGCUUCUCAGGUGACUACAGGCAUUCCACUUUCUCUAGCGUCACCUGGCAUGAAUAAGAUGCUUCCUUCACUUUCAACCACAGCUAUUUAGGUUUCCUGUUCUGGCUGUAAAAAAAUUCUUCAAAAGGGGCAAACUGCUUAUCAGAGGAAAGGGUCUACUCAGCUUUUCUGCUCCACACCGUGCAUCACUGAAUACAUUUCAUCUCUCAAUGCAUCAGCUUUUCCAAAGAGAACUUGUUCAAACUGCUCAAAAGACAUUUUAAAUGUAAAGGAUGUGAUCAGUAUCCAGCUGGAAGAUACUACCACUAGCAAAACUUUCUGCAGCCAAUCUUGUCUUUCAUUAUAUGAAGAAAAAAGAAAACCAUGUGUUACAUGUACUAAUAACAUUUCAACCAAGUGCAGCAUGUGUCAGAAGACUACUGUUAUUCAGUAUGAAGUAAAAUACCAGAACGUGAAACAUAGUCUUUGCAGUAAUGCCUGUUUUUCAAAAUUUCACUCUGCUAACAACUUCAUCAUGAACUGUUGUGAGAACUGUGGAGCUUACUGUUCCACUAGCUCUAGUCUGUUCCAUAUACUUCAAAUGGAAGGACAGUCUCAUUACUUUAAUAUUUCAAAGAGUAUUACAGCAUAUAAGCAGAAACUAGCCAAAACACUUACAUCUGUUAUUUGCAAAUCAUUGAAGCCCUCAGAUGAAAUGAUUGAGACUACCAAUGACUUGGGGAAGACAGAGCUUUUCUGCUCUAUUAAUUGUUUCUCUGCUUACAGUAAAGCUAAGAUGGACUCUUCUACAAAAGAUACAACUCCAGUUAUAAGCAACAUAGUGUCAUUGGCAGAUACUCAUGAUGCCCUGCCCACCAUGAACUCUGAUGUAUUACAAGGUACAGUUUCUUCAGUAACAGCUAAUGUCGUUGAGGAUAUUUCACCCAGUGAAUCAAGUAAUAGUGUUGCUAAUAGUAAUGUGGAACAGCCAAGCCUUUCACCAUCUUCAUCAGUACUCGGUCAACAUACAGUUGGCUCCAGUACAGAAGUUCAAAAAGAUCACGUGUCAAACCAAGAUGCUACAAACAGUAUGAAAUCCAUGAAAAAAAGUGAUGGACUGUGUCACCCAAAAUUUACAUCUAAAGUACAAAAAGUUAAGGGUAAAUCACGGAAUAUUAAAAAAUCUUGGUGUUCAAAUUUUCAGCAAUUAGAAAACAGUAUUAAAAAGGAUAUGGUAUUCUGUUAUUCAUGCCAGUUUUUCUGCCAAAAAAAAUUUAGCUGUGGAGGAGAGUCAUUUGCAGCCUAAGGAAUUUCCAAUUGGAAAAAAACUCUGGAAAAAUUCAGAAAGCAUGAAAAAAGUGAAAUGCAUUUGAAGUCAUUGCAAUUUUGGAGGGAAUACCAGUUUUGUGGUGAAGCCAUUAAUGACAGUUUAUCUAAUCAUUCAAAACAGAUUGAGGGAAAUAAAAAGUACCUAAAGCUUAUAAUUGAAAAUAUUUUAUUUCUUGGAAAGCAAUGUUUACUCUUAGGAGGAAAUGACCAGUCUGUUUCAUCUGUGAAUAAAGCCAAUUUUUUAGAAUUGUUAGAAAUCCGAGCAAAAGAUAAAGGAGAAGAAAUAUUUCAACUUAUGAAUUCACAAGUUGACUUCUAUAAUAGUACACAAAUUCAAAAUGAUAUUAUUGAAAUAAUGACUGAGAUGUUGCAAGAUAUUGUAAAUGAGAUCAGUGUUUCCUCAGCUUUUUCAAUAAUAUGUGAUGAGACAACUGAUAGUGCCACUAAAGGACAAUUCUCAAUUUGUGUAAGAUACCCACAGAAAACAUCAAAGGCUAUAUUAAUUAAAGAAAGAUUUUUGGGUUUCAUAGAUGCUGAAGAGAUCACUGGGACCAACUUACACAAGAGUAUCAAAACUUACCUGCAGCAAAUUGGAGUUGAUUUGAAUAAAAUAUGAGGCCAGGCUUAUGAUAGCACCAGUAAUUGGAGGGAAAAAUUUAAUAAAAUUGCAGUAGAAUUCAAGAAGGAAGAACCAAGAGCUUUAUACCUGCCUUGUUACACACAUUUUUUGGAUUCAGCAGUGAUUAGGUUUUGUAAAGAAGUAAAGGAGCUCUGAAGUGCUCUAAAUACUCUGAGUUCUUUGUUCAACACUAUUCUUGGGGAGCUGUCUGUAAAUUUCAACAUUUAUAAGCUAAGUCAAAACAAAACAUGCAAGAAACAUACAUCACAAUCAUGUUGGACAGUCCAUCAUACGUUACUGUCUGUAACUGAGAACCUUCCAGAUGUUAUUGAAACACUGGAAGUUCUAUCAAGCCAUUCUUCAAACACAGGUUUAGCUGAUGAAUUGAGUGAUUUGUUGGCAUUGGUUUCCAAAUUUGAAUUUAUCUUUUGUUUGAAAUUUCUUUAUCGAGUACUAAGCACUACAGGAAUUCUUUCCAAAGAGCUUCAAAGUGAAACCAUAGACAUUUUUUCUUUAUCUUCAAAAAUAGAAGCAAUUUUGGAAUGUUUAUCAUCUGAAAGAAAUGAUAUUUAUUUCAAAACUAUCUGGGAUGGAGCAGAGGAAAUAUGUCAAAACAUAACCUGUAAAGGUUUUGAAGUUGUAAGACCUUCAUUUCAGAAAAGAAGAAAAAUUCAGAAAACAAUAGACCCUAGCAGUUCAGACAGUAUAUUUUUUCCCACCUCAACAGAAGAACAAUAUAAAAUUAAUAUUUAUUACCAAGGCUUGGAUACUAUAUUACAAAAUUUAAAAUUGUGUUUUUCAGAGUUUGAUUAUUGUAAAAUGAAGCAAAUUUCAGAACUGUUACUUAAAUGGAAUGAACCGUUAAAUGAAGCAACAGCCAAAGAUGUCCAAGAAUUUUAUAAACUUGAUGCAGACAUCAUUCCAGAACUUAGAUUUUAUCAGCAAUAUGCAAAGCUUAACUUUGUCCUAGAUUAUGAUUGUAUCAACUUUAGCAAUCUUGACCACUUGUUUAUUCAGCAUGGUCUUCACAAUAAUAUUCCUUGCAUAUCAAAGCUGUUAUAUAUUGCUUUGUCUUGGCCAGUUACUUCAAGUGUGGAAAACUUGUUUUCUACACUGUCUCGUCUUAAAACAUAUUUAUGUCAUACCAGGGGACAAGAAAAGCUUAGUGGCUUAGCCCUAAUGGCUGUUGAGCAGGAAUUGGUAGAUAAAUUGAUGGAACCUGAAGGACUCAGUGGAAUUGUGGAAAAGUUUAUCUUUCAGGUGAAAGAAAUAUAA